This is a messenger RNA of Heteronotia binoei (common prickly gecko), 1017 nucleotides long. It is a transcript of the gene RELT, whose product is annotated as RELT TNF receptor. NCBI's taxonomy places the organism in Eukaryota, Metazoa, Chordata, Lepidosauria, Squamata, Gekkonidae. The transcript is spliced from 6 exons. Bases 1 to 1017 code for a protein of 338 amino acids. Gene Ontology annotation, biological process: apoptotic process. The record is from RefSeq and is a predicted model, not a curated record.
AUGGCCAUCUUGAAGCACGGCGGGACAAACCCUUGUCAGAGACACUCUCCCAGGGGCUCCCGGAAGUGGCCGACCCGUCUGGCUCGGAACGCGGAGGCUUCGCACAGGCGGGACGACAAGCCAACCCUGAACGGCACCCGAGAGGGGAAGCCAGAAGAGAACGCCACCCAGUACGCCGUGUUGGCCAUUGUGCCCGUCUUCUGCGUCAUGGGACUCUUGGGCAUCCUUUUCUGCAACCUCCUGAUGAAGAAGGGCUAUCAUUGCACCGCCCAGAAGGACGAGGAGGGGGGCAAAGCCGAGAGGAACGGGAACAGUUCUGCCUCCCGGAUAGAAGACGCAAAUGAAGACACCAUCGGGGUCCUUGUGCGCCUGAUCACGGAGAAAAAAGAGAAUGCUGCCGUCUUGGAAGAAAUGUUGAAGGAUUAUCACAGCAAACAGCUCAUGCCGCCGGUUUACAAGCCCUCCGUGAACAAGCCGCAGCUCCUGCCUCAGUUUCCCCACAUCUGCCGGCACCAGCACCACCUCCACACGGUCCAGGGCUUAGCCACCCGCUCGGGCCCCACCUGCACUCGCUGCAGCCAGAGAAAGUGGCCGGAGGUUCUCCUCUCCCCGGAAGCUGCCGCCGCCGCGGCCGCCAACGCAACCGGCAGCACCGUCACCAAGCCGGCAAAGCCCGGAAGCAAGGCCUGCCGGCCGGGGGAGAUCACCCUCCUCUCCGUGGGCAGGUUCCGCGUCGCCCGCAUCCCCGAGCAGAAGCCCAGCCCCUCGGAAGUGAAAACCAUCUCAGAGAGCGCAGGAACCGAACCGAAGGAGCCCCCCUACGCCUGCCUGGUUCCGGAGCAGAGACCGCUGGUCGGGAAUCCCAUAAGGCCCAAACGGCUUACGACGGAAGAUGGCCAGCAAGAGGUGAGGGGGCUGAGGGAAAACGGGCACCCACUUCUGCAGGAGCUGUGUGUUCCCCAGGUGCCCCUGGUUCCGUGUCGCACACCCAGCUCUCCAAACGAGGUGUCCGUUUGA